UACAGCCAAUUAAACACUGCGAGCAGCAAAAGGGCAAAUUAAAAGAUCAUAAGUUUUCUGUUUUUUCUCUUUCCAACUACUUUUCUUUCAAUCAAUUCAAUUACAAGAUGAUGUCUCAAGUUAUUGCCAAACGUGCUGCUGUUUCCGCCAGACCAAUGGUCAGAUCAUUUGCCUCUUCCACCAGAAUGAUGGCUGACAACAAUUCCGAAGGUGCUACCGGGGCAGGAAAAGAUGCUUUUGGUGACCGUGAAAAGGCCCAAGAAAACUACUACAUUAAAAAACACGAAGCCGAACAAUUGAAAAACUUGAGAGAAAAAUUGGACAAACAAAAGGAAGAAAAUUUAAAAAUUUAAAAUAUUGCCAAAACACACACCCGUACACCACGAAUCACCAUGAUGUA
Molecule: messenger RNA, 400 nt
Organism: Hyphopichia burtonii NRRL Y-1933
Lineage: Eukaryota; Fungi; Ascomycota; Pichiomycetes; Serinales; Debaryomycetaceae
Exons: 2
Coding region: 108-353 (81 amino acids)
Biological process (GO): negative regulation of ATP-dependent activity
Cellular component (GO): mitochondrion
Molecular function (GO): ATPase inhibitor activity
Source: RefSeq, a predicted model, not a curated record